This is a messenger RNA of Hippopotamus amphibius kiboko, 649 nucleotides long. RefSeq names its product late cornified envelope protein 3D-like. The transcript has 2 exons. Lineage: Eukaryota; Metazoa; Chordata; Mammalia; Artiodactyla; Hippopotamidae. The coding region runs from base 132 to 395 and encodes 87 amino acids. The record is from RefSeq and is a predicted model, not a curated record. Gene Ontology annotation, biological process: epidermis development.
UGUGCUCAAGUCAUGCAUCACACACCCAGCACAGGAUAAAAGACUGCUACCCUGGGCUUCUCACCCACAGCCCCCCCUGGAACAGCCUUCUCCUGCCUCCUCUGCAUCCGGCUCACUGCCCUCCUGCCGAGAUGUCCUGCCAGCAGAACCAGCAGCAGUGCCAGCACCCUCCCAAGUGCCCCCCACCCAAGUGCCCCCCAAAGAGCCCUGCACAGUGUUUGCCUCCAGCCUCCUCGGGCUGUGCCCUGCCCUCCGAGGGCGGCUGCUGCCUGGGCCACCACAGGCGCCGCAGGUCAUGGCGAUGCCGGCGCCAGAGCUCCGACUCCUGUGACGGGGACUGUGGUCUGCAGUCUGGGGGCUCUGGCUGUGGCCAGGGCUCUGGGGGCUGCUGCUGACCUGGGCUGCUGAUGCAAUUUCAGAGGAAACAAGAAUCCAAGGGCCAAGGAAAAGCCCCAGCCUGAGGCAACCUUUCCCGGGCACCCCAUUCUCACCUGCCCAGCCUGAGCCAGGGGAUGUCCCCAUGGAGGGUUUGGAGCUCUCUCCAGAGGCUCUUCCUGUCUGACGUCCAGGGUCUCCCAGUUCCCCACCCCCUGCACCCACCGCUGAUGGCAGAGCCUGUGUCUGACCCCGUGAAAAAAUAAAGCUUCUC